CGCCUGAAUUUCAUAAUUCAUUAGUAUUGCUACAUAAGCAGCCAAACCAUUAAAAUUGAAAGCAGUGGCCUCAAAACUGUGCCAAUCAGCUGUUCAUUUGUUUACCGCGUUUUAGUCCAUAGAAAAGCGAGCUCGUUUCAAUAAUUUACCAAAACAAGUAAAAUUUCAGUUAAAGACAAAUAUACAAGCGAUAAUGACAAACAACGAUUUAAAUAUAUCUUUAGAAUUUAGUGCCGGCGCCGAAUUACUAUUUGGAAACAUUAAAAAACGCCAAGUGACAUUGAAGGGUGAAGAAAAAUGGACGAUACGCAAGCUGCUAAAGUGGAUGCACGCCAACAUUUUGACCGAACGACCAGAAUUAUUCAUACAAGAUGAGUCGGUGCGUCCCGGCAUUCUGGUGCUUAUAAACGAUACGGAUUGGGAAUUACUUGGUGAACUGGACUAUGAAAUACAGCCGAACGACAAUAUUUUAUUCAUUUCAACCUUGCAUGGUGGAUAAUUGCUGCUUGUGUCUAUUUUAUAUAUAAUUUUCUUUAAAAGCAUUUUUAUUUAUAAGAAAAAUAAAAUAAUGUUCUUACUAUUAGCGAACCUUUUUUUUAUGCAAAUUAAAUGUAAAAUACCAAGUGAGUUGACAAAUACAAA
Ceratitis capitata (Mediterranean fruit fly) is the source of this 642-nucleotide messenger RNA. RefSeq names its product ubiquitin-related modifier 1 homolog (gene Urm1). Gene Ontology annotation, biological process: tRNA thio-modification; protein urmylation. The transcript is spliced from 5 exons. The coding region runs from base 194 to 499 and encodes 101 amino acids. Lineage: Eukaryota; Metazoa; Arthropoda; Insecta; Diptera; Tephritidae. The record is from RefSeq and is a predicted model, not a curated record. Gene Ontology annotation, cellular component: nucleus; cytoplasm. Gene Ontology annotation, molecular function: protein tag activity.